Messenger RNA from Populus nigra (black poplar), 1656 nucleotides. RefSeq names its product glucan endo-1,3-beta-glucosidase-like. Lineage: Eukaryota; Viridiplantae; Streptophyta; Magnoliopsida; Malpighiales; Salicaceae. Bases 150 to 1511 code for a protein of 453 amino acids. Gene Ontology annotation, biological process: carbohydrate metabolic process. The transcript is spliced from 4 exons. Gene Ontology annotation, cellular component: plasma membrane. The record is from RefSeq and is a predicted model, not a curated record. Gene Ontology annotation, molecular function: hydrolase activity, hydrolyzing O-glycosyl compounds.
CACGGAGCCGGUUUCAUCUCGAUCUUUUAACAGCGCUUCCCAUCUGUCCAGUCAAUCUCUUAUCUAAUCUUCAUAAAUUCCACCAUUGCACCUUCCAUCCAAAUCCAACAAAAAAAAAAAUCAGGAAAAAGAACAAUUGGUAGCUAGCUAUGGUCGCAAAAACGAACCUUUCCCACCACCUCCUCCUCCUCCUCGUCUCCACCCUCCUCCACCUCUUCACUACCACAUUUGCCAUCGGUGUUAACUACGGGACCCUAGGCAACAACCUUCCCCCACCCUCCCAGGUUGCCAACUUUAUCAAAACUCAAACGAUCAUUGACAGCAUCAAAAUCUUUGACACAAACCAUGACAUUCUCAAUGCCUUUGCCAAUACUGGCAUUACUGUGACGGUCACGGUUGGCAAUGGUGAUAUUCCUUCCCUUGCCAAUUUAAACAGCGCCCGGGGAUGGGUUGCUGCCAAUAUUGCACCGUUCCAUCCACAGACAAGGAUUAAUAGGAUUGUUGUUGGUAAUGAAAUUAUGGCCACUGCUAAUAAGCCUUGGAUUUCUAAUCUCGUGCCUGCCAUGCGGACCAUUCACAAGGCUCUUCUUCUUGCUGGAAUCAGAAAUGUUCAGGUCACAACACCUCAUUCUCUUGGCAUACUCUCAAUCUCCGAGCCACCAAGUGCGGGCCAGUUCAGGCGUGGCUUCGACCGAGCCAUAUUUGCACCCAUGCUCCAAUUUUUAAGGGAAACCAAAUCACCCUUCAUGGUUAACCCGUACCCUUAUUUUGGCUACUCUCCAAAAAUGGCAAACUAUGCUCUUUUCAAGCGCAACAGAGGUGUGCAUGAUAGAUACACUGGCAUUACAUACACUAACAUGUAUGAUGCAAUGUUGGAUGCUACUUAUUCAGCAAUGAGAAAAUUGGGCUAUGGUGAUGUGGGCAUUGUAGUGGGCGAGACAGGUUGGCCCUCGGUUUGUGACCCUGGUCAACCAGCUUGUAGCAUGGAGAAUGCUGCUUGGUUCAAUGGGAAUUUGGUUAGACGUGCUAGACAAGGGAAAGGCACACCUUUGAUGCCAAACCGGCGGUUUGAGACUUAUAUUUUCUCGUUGUUCAAUGAGAAUCUCAAACCCGGCCCGACCGCUGAAAGAAACUGGGGGCUGUUUAGGCCUGAUUUUAGCCCAAUUUACGAUGCUGGCAUUUUGCGCAAUGGGCAGAGAGGCAGUGGUCGCGGUGGUGGAAGGCAGAGGCCCCGACCAACCCCAGGGAAGCAGUGGUGUGUGCCAAAACCUGGCGUUAGUGAUCAAGCUUUGCAAGCAAACAUAGACUAUGCAUGCAGCCAGGGUGUGGAUUGCAAGCCUAUUCAACCUGGUGGUGCCUGCUUUGAUCCUAACAAUGUGAGAUCUCAUGCUUCGUAUGUGAUGAACUUUUUUUACCAAACCCACGGUCGCCAAGCUUUCAAUUGUGAUUUCUCCAACACCGGUGUCCUAACUGCUGUCAACCCAGGUCACGGCACAUGCAGAUUCAUCUGAGAUCGAAUGUCGAAUGUCGAAUGUCGAAUGGCUCAGUAUCUAACUAAUUAAUUAAAAUUAGUGCUUCAAUUAAGAAGUAAUUUAUGUACCUGUUUGUUGUAAGAACAUAGAUUUGAAAUCUAAUCGUACGACAUUUCAGCUUAAA